Microtus oregoni (creeping vole) is the source of this 3019-nucleotide messenger RNA. RefSeq names its product fatty acid hydroxylase domain containing 2 (gene Faxdc2). The record is from RefSeq and is a predicted model, not a curated record. The transcript is spliced from 9 exons. Gene Ontology annotation, molecular function: C-4 methylsterol oxidase activity; iron ion binding. Lineage: Eukaryota; Metazoa; Chordata; Mammalia; Rodentia; Cricetidae. Gene Ontology annotation, biological process: sterol biosynthetic process. Bases 123 to 1160 code for a protein of 345 amino acids.
GCGGGGUGACAAUAAGGUUAGCCUACUGAGCUACGCAGCAGCCACAGAAAAACAGAAAAGCGUUCUAUAGGCUAGACCUGUGGCUUGGAGACAGAGACGCUUGGGAACGGCCCUUUGCAGAGAUGACAGGAGAUAUGGAAAGCCCAAGAUGCCACGAGAAGUCCAACCAGGAGGGACACAUCUGGGGCUCCAUGAGGAGGACGGCUCUCAUCCUGGGCUCUGGGCUGCUCUUGUCUGUAGCCUUCUGGAACUCAGUCACAUGGCAUCUUCAGAGAUUUUGGGGUGCUUCUGGCUACUUUUGGCAGACCCAGUGGGAGAAACUGCUGUCCACAUUUGAAGGCAACGAGUGGCUCUUAUUCUUUAUAGGGGCCGCCCUCGUGCCUGCACUGUGUUUCUGGGGCUUCAAUGGCCUUCUACUGGUGGUGGACACAACAGGGAAACCCACCUUCAUCUCCCGCUACCGCAUCCAACUGGGCAAGAAUGAGCCGGUUGACCCCGUCAAGUUGCGUCAGUCUAUCUGCACAGUUCUUUUCAACCAGACUAUGAUUUCUCUUCCCAUGCUGGUCAUCUUCUAUCCUUUCUUCAAGUGGAGGCGAGACCCCUGCUGCCAAGAGCUUCCCACCUUUCACUGGUUCCUUGUGGAGUUGGCCUUUUUCACCCUCGUGGAGGAAAUCCUGUUCUACUACUCACACCGGCUCCUUCACCACCCAACGUUGUACAAGAAAAUUCACAAGAAACAUCACGAAUGGACAGCACCCAUUGGUGUGAUCUCCAUCUAUGCCCACCCUAUAGAACAUGUGGUUUCCAACAUGUUGCCAGUUAUGGUGGGUCCACUAGCAAUGGGCUCUCAUCUGUCCUCCAUCACUGUGUGGUUGUCCCUUGCUCUCAUCAUCACCACUAUCUCGCACUGUGGUUACCAUCUGCCCUUCCUGCCUUCACCUGAGUUCCAUGACUACCACCAUCUCAAGUUCAACCAGUGCUAUGGGGUACUGGGAGUGCUGGAUCACCUGCAUGGGACUGACAUCAUCUUUAAGCAGACCAAGGCCUAUGAGAGACAUGUCCUCCUGCUGGGCUUCACCCCACUUUCAGAGAGCAUCCCUGAUCCUCCCAAGAAGAUGGAGAGUUUGCUUGGACCAUCCCAACUGUUCCCUCACAAGUAGAAGGUGUGGAGACUGCCUGGGAGCCAUGCCCUUAACAACUUGCCUCCUUUUGCUACCAUACUCUAAGGACUGUACCAUUAGGGAACAGGAAAAAUACAAGCUUCCUGCCAGGACAAGACCAUGAAAGGGUGGAUAUGAGCUUCCCCCAAACUACUUCUCAUGUUACCUAGGGCCCAGGAGUUGACUUAGGGAAAAAGAACUAGCUGUUUGGGUUGCAGGACAGUCAAAGGAAAGUCACCAAGAACCUGGUGGUCUCCUUUGGUCCUCUGCUCCAAUUCCCACACUUGGCUCCCCCGGGAGACAAUGGGCUGACAGUAGGACUGGAAGAUUACUGAUUAAAAAAACUUUUCUUAUACCUAAAGCCAGGGCAUCCUGGUAGUCACAGGUCAAAUGCGUUGACAUGCUAGAUGCGGUCCCCGCUUCCCACCAUGAAAGCAUGAGAUACUUUUGCCCUCCAAAGAUACAAAUUGCUUAGAAGGGACAACAGCCCACAAGAGCUUCUCAACGUGAUGUGCAUCCUGGCCCUUGCCUUAACCUGUUUUAAACUGAGGCUGAUCUCAUGUGGGAGAGGACCCAAGUCAGUGCUCUCUAAUCCCCCAAAAAUCUCCCCCCAGCAAUUACCCUGAGAACACACGGUUCAAUCUUUAAAUGGUAAACCAACGGUGAGCUACUCGAAGAGAAGGCUGCAUGGCCCUGCUCCAGCCUGGACCCGGGUUCAGACAGAGGUGCUGAGCCCCAUGUCAGAUUGUUAGGUGUUUUUCUCCUGACAGCUCGUGACUGGGAACCCUGGGAUCCCAAGAACUUGGCAACUGUUAAGGUGGAUCUGGAAGGCUGCCACCAUUACCAUUUGUUAAAUCUCUGCACAACUGUACCAGUCUUACAUGUUCAGUUCAAGGUUAGUCAAGACUCCUUAUUGUAGAUUAAAUACCUUAAAAAAAAUCCACACAACACAGUACAGCGGUUUGCACUGUAGUUCACAGCUGCUCUGGAGAUUUAGGUCCAGUUCACAGCCAGCCUAGACAAACGCAGCAAAACGUCAAUGUCUGGUAAGCCAGUUCUCCAAAACAGGGCUUCAUCCCAUGAUGCUGAGGCCAACACAAGACUGGGUCAGCUGCCAACCUAGCACUUUGCCGGCAGUCCCAGCCUCCUCUGGCCUUGGUAACCUGUGCUCUUGGAUUCCUUCAAAUACAAACCCACUCCUCACUUUACCCCCAACGCUAGAUGACAGUCAUUCCCUUUCUCAUGAGCAAUACUCUCUGCAGUAUCAUCCAAGGGGGCAGGGCCAAUUAAAAAAAUGGAGAUGUACUGUCAAGAGUACAUGGCCUGUCUCUAUAAGGCCUAAUAUUGGUGAAUAAGGUCUUAAAUUCUUCAUAAAAGCGUGACAAAGCAUGUAAAUAAAGUCUCUAUAAAACUCUAACAGAUUGUGUUGCCCCCUCCCCAUACACACACUGUAUAGCACUAGAAAGUAAGGCCCCACAACUGAGGAGCCAGCUGACAAGGCCAUCCCUAAUGACUGUGACGGAGGUGAGCAUGGCUCACCUGGCAAUCUACAGAAGGCCAUUGGUGGCAGUUAUCACCCACCCACCGGACAGUAAGAAACUCUUAAAAAACAAACACAACAACAAAUAUGCUCAUGCAGAGAUAGUGUGGGCUUCUUACCUGGGGGCACACACCAGGCUGCACUCUGACACCCAACAGCAGUGUUUCGGAUGGGAGACCAACCAGUUUUUUUUUUUUGCCUUUUCAAGUUUUUAUUUUUAUACAUUUUUUUGUAUUAAAAAGAAAAGCAUAAUAAUUAUCACCAAUUACAAAGGACUAGAGCAGGACCAGAAUAAUGAAUGAAUCACUUCAGCCUGGGA